UAUUCGGCGCGGCGUGUGAGGUGAUGCGACAAUUCUCACCUCGUCGUCGCAUGACUCUUGUCACCCGAUUCCGGUUGUCGACGCGAGUGAGGUGAGAGGUUCACUUUUGCUGCAACUGAGAGAAUGAACGUAAACAAACAUCUUGUUCAUCUGAAGAACUGUCAGACUGGCGUGUUACAAGGUGUUACGUGAAAGCUUUCGGAUUAUGGCGUAUCUGAAGAAUGUUAUUUUUAAUGCUUUUUUAAUAUUGUCAGAUUUCACCAUUUUUCGAAUAAAAUAUGUAAGAAAUUAACCUGUAUAUACACGUUUUUUUAUUCUCAAUAAAAAAAAGUAUUUUAUAUGGAUUUUUGGCGGAUUUUAUUCGCAUUUCUGAAAACACCAAUUGAUCGAGCAUUUGGCCCUUAUCGCAGUUGCCACCUGUAAAUUCGUACUUCCAAACAUCAAACAGGCGGAUUUGUUUUGGGGAAAUAUUUUUUUGCUAAUAUCUUAAAACUAAUUAGUUAGUUUUGUGGUGUAUUUUGUGCAAUGAGUUGCUUCGAAUUCUGGUUCAGUGAUGACGAGAUCGAGGAAGAAGAGGAACAUUUAGAUUUUGUUCGUCUCGAACGUCGAAGAUUGCGGGAUAUGAGUAACCCGUUGGAGAUACCGGAAGAUUCAUUCAUAUCAUACUUUCGAGUAACAAAGGAUUUGUUCAGAUAUUUGAUGGACAACGUGGGAAACAAAUUAGGAGGAUCUGUAAAAUCCUCAUCCGUUCCACCGAUGCUCAGAUUAACAGCAGCGUUGAGGUUCUUUGCGGAAGGAAGUUACCAAAAGGGAGUUGGUAACGACUUGUUCGCAGGGAUGGCUCAGCCAACGCUUUCGAAAGCAUUGUCAUCUGUUAUUGAAGCUUUUGAGGUCGAAAUUUGUCCGGUGGCAAUACAGUUCCCCACAUCAGAAGCAGAGAAAGAUGAAAUUAAACGCAGUUUCUAUGAAAAAACCGGUUUCCCUGGUGUAAUCGGGUGCGUCGAUGGCACACAUGUCAAGAUCUUCAAACCCAUUAGUCACAUCCAACACCUGUAUUACAACAGGAAAGGGUUCCAUAGCUUGAACGUCAUGCUGGUUUGUGAUCAUCGGCAGUUUAUUCGAUAUGUCGAUGCCAACAGCCCUGGUGCCAAUCACGAUUCAUUCAUAUGGAACAACAACGAAUUAGAUGCUGUUUUGAAUCAAAAUUGUCGAAAUGGAGAAACCAACACAUGGCUUUUAGGUGAUGCAGGAUAUCCUCUAAAACCGUAUUUAAUUACACCAUUUCGGUCAUCUGCAAAUCUACCGAACUCCUCGAGGCAAACAAAGUUCAAUGAAAUUCAUUCAAAAACCAGAAAUAUAAUCGAGAGGACUAUCGGAGUAAUGAAGAAUGUGUUCCGAUGCAUAUUGGCAGCACGUCAAUUACACUAUAAACCUGAAAAAGCAGCAAGAAUUGUAAAUGUGUGCUGUGCGUUGCAUAAUUUGAGGAAAAGGUUCAAUGUACCCGAAGACAACAUACAAUGGGAAGAGCCGGACGACAAUGAAGUAUUGGAUCCUCCAUAUGAAGGCGAACCAGAUGCAUCAGCAAAUGAAAUAAGAGAAGAAAUAAUGUAUUCUAUCACGUAAAUUUACAAUUAACUUGUAUGUAUUUAUAAUAAGUGAAAAUAAAUCUUAAAUACAUAUAUGGAUACAUUGAUUUUUUUUAUGUUUUUAUUAGUGUGUAUUUUAACUAAAAGCUAAUUCUACACUACUUCCACAGAGAACAGACGUCUCUUCGCUUUCUGCCUUGUGUAAAACUUUGUAACGGUCAUAUCAGAGUAUGUGGCUAUGCUCCCGUUGCGCGGCGCUAGCAUCCCAUCACUUACAUUGUUGUGUUGUCAAAUUUGUUUCCAGUGCUCGCUCGUGUCGCUUUGCGGGCUAGUGUAUUUUAACGAUGAACACUGCCAUCGUGGGGUCAAAUCGACUUUAUAUGUGGGGCAGUCUCCGUUGGUGGCGUUGAGGUACACUUAAAUCCUUUACACACGAUUUCGACGUAUUUUUGUUCGAGCUUAAACGUCUGUUCUCUGUGCUACUUUCUUGUUAAUUGUGAUAUUCACUUAAUAUGUAUACGAAAAUUUUCAACGGUCUGUCAAACCAACUAAGGGUGAAUAAGAAUUAUGUGGUGCGGGGGCAUUUGGGAAGAGGGUCCUGUAACUAAGAAUUGCUUCAAAAUUUUGUCCAGGGAUUUUUCGAGAAUUCCUUCAGAGGUUCUUUUUUAUUCUUGAUUUUCUCCAGCGAUUUUUUUGGGGAUUUCUCCACGGAUACCCUCAGAAAGUCCUCCAGGGAUCCCAUCAGGAAUAUUUCUAGUGAUACCUUCGCGAAUUCCUCAAAGGAUUCCUUCAGCGUUCUUGUUAGAGAUUUCUUGGAAAAUUUCGGUAUAGUAUAGGAGAACGAGAUUCCGAGAAACAUCCCAAUAAUUUUUUCUUAAGCUCCUCUAAGGAUUUCGUCGAGAAUUCCUCCAAAUAAAUAAAUUUUCUAUAUGAAUUCUAGCAGAUCUUAUCAAAGAAUAAUCAGAGAAACUCUAGCGGGAAUAGGGUCUCUGCUAAUAGCACGCAUGUCCUAUAAAGCAUUAUGUGACUCUUAUAAGACUAAAUUUGGUCAUAUAGUUGUAUCGAUUCAUAAACACAUGUGUGCUACUAGGAAGAAAUUCUUGCGGAAUUCUCAGAGGAAUUCUAGCAGAAUUUCUAGAGGAAUUCUAGAAAAAUUCCCAGUGGUAAUCUAGCAGAAUUCUAGCUCAGAGGCAUUCUGGGGAAAUUCUAACGGAAUUCCCAGUGAAAUUAUAGCGAAAUGCCUGGAAAAAAAAUUCUUGCAGAAUUACCAGGGGAAUUCUAGCAGAAUUCCGAGGGGAAUUCUAGUGGAAUUCCCAGUGGAAUUCUAGCGAAACUCUAACGGAAUCAUCAGAGAAAUUCAAGUGGAAUUGCCAGAGGAAUUCUAGCGAAUUUCUCAGAGGAAUUUUAGCGGGAUUCCCAGAAGGAUUAUAGUGGAAUUCCCAGAACAAUUCUAGUCGAAUUCCAAGAAGAAUUCUAACGAAACUCUCAGAUGAAUUCUAGCAGAAUUCUCAGAGGAAUUCUAGCGAAAUUUCUAGAGCAUUUCUUGCAUAAAAGUGCUCAGGAGUUUCUCCGGGAAUUCCUCCAGGAGUUCCUCUAGGAUUCCUGGAAUUCCUCAAGUUGUUCCUCCAGGAUUCCUGAAAUUCACGGAAAUUCUUGCAGGAGUUCCUCCGGGAAUUUUUUAAAGAGUUCCUGAAAUUCCUCCAGAAGUUUCUUAUGAGUUUCUCCGCAAAUUCCUACAGGAGUUUCUCUGGGAAUUCCUACAGGAGUUCCUAAGAGGAUUCUUCCUGACAUUCUUCCAGGAGUUCCACCGGGAAUAAGGAGUUCCUUCGGGAAUUCUUUCAGGAAUUCCUCCGAGAAUUCCUUCGGGAAUUCCUCCAAAAUUUCUCCAAAACUUCUCCGGGAAUUCCCAAAGAAAAUUCCGUCAGGAGUUCUUCCGGGAACUAUUCCAAGAAUUUCUCCGAGAAUUCUGUCAGGAAUUUCAUUAAAUAUUCUUCCAGUAGUUCCACCGGAAAUUCUUUCAGGAGUUUCUCCGUGAUUCAGUAAUUUCUCCAAAAAUUCCUGUAGAAAAAAAUCCUGAGGAACUCCUGGAAGAGUUGCCGAAAAAACUCCUGGAAGAAUUCUUUGAGGAGCUCCUGGAAGAAUUUCCGGAGAUAUUCCUGGUAGAAUCCUCGGACAAACUCCUGCAAUAAUUCCUAGAGAAACUCCUGGAAGAAUUCUUGGAGGAAUUCUUAGAAGAAAUCUCGCAGGAACUUAUGGAUUAUCCCUGCAGGAACUUCUGUAAAAGUUCCCGAAGAAACUUCUGCGGUAUUCUUUGAAGUAACUCCUGGAAGGAUUCCUAGAGGCAUUAUUGGAAGAACUCUUGGAUUAAUUUCCGGAAGAACUCAUGAAGAAACCCCCUCCUGAAGGUGCUCCUUAAAGAAUUCUCAUAGAAACUCCCGCAAGAAUCUCCUCAGGAAUUCCUAAAAAAAACUCCCGGAGGAAGACCUGCAAGAGUUCUUAGAGGAACUCCUGGAAGAUUUCUUGGAGGAACUCCUGGAAGAAUUAUUGGAGGAAGGCCUGAAAGAAAUCCCGGAGAUAUUCCUGCAACAAUUCCCGAGAAAACUCCUCAGAAAUCACCAAAGGAAAUCCUGGAAAAAUUACCGGAGCGACUCUUGGAGGAAUUACUGGAGGAACUCCUGCAGAAUUCCUGGAGGUAAUCCUUCAGAAACCUCCGGGAGAUCUCCUGGAGAAACCCCUGAAAUCAUUCCCGGAAAAAACUCUUGGAAGAACUCCCGGUGGAACUCCUGCAAGAAUUCCAAUGGUCAUUCCGGGAAAAGGAAGAAAUUCCUGGAAGAAAGAGAAACUUCCCGGGGGAAUUCCAGAAAAAAAAAUUCUUAGAGGAACAUCUGCAGGGAACUUUAUGAAAAUUUCCGAAGGAACUCCUGUAGGAAUUCUUGGAGUAACUACUGGAAGAAUUCUUGGAGAUAUUCUUGGAAGAAUUCUCGGGGAAACUUCUGCAGUGUUAAUUCCCGGAGGAAUUCCUGAAGGAACUCCUAGAACAAUUCCCGGAGGAGUUCCCGUAGCAACUCCCGCAAGAAUUCCCGGAGGAACUUCUGGAGAAAUUCCUGGAAAAACUUCCUGGAGGAAUGUUCGGAAAAUUUAUGAAUUUUCCCGGAAGAAUUCCUAGAGGAAUUCCCCGACAAACUCCUGCAGGAAUUUCCGGAGGAACUCCUGCAGUAAUUUCCAGGAAUCCUGGAGAAAUCCUCCAGGAUACCUGGAGAAUUCUUGUAGGAACUCCUGGAUGAAUUCCCGGAGAAACUUUUUUAGGAACUCCCGGAGAAACUCCUGGUGGAAUUUCCGGAGAAACUCUUGCAUUACCGAAGAACUCCUUGAAAAUUCCUGGACAAACUCACAGUAAUAACAGUGUUAAAAAAAGGAUUCUGGAGGUUUUUUUAAUUCCCGAAGAAAUCCAUAAAAGAGUCCCUGUUGGAAUUCAUAAAAAAGAGGGAGAAAAUAAAAGAAAAAUGCCUGAAGAAAUUUAGGGAGCAAUUCUUAAACAAACAUCAAAAAGCUAUUCUCGUAGGAAUUUUCGAGAAAUCCGUAAAAAACUUUCGAAUAAAUCCCUGGAUGAAUUUCCAAUGGAGCUCAAAGUGUCUUUAAAGUAUGUUUCGACGAAUAUCUGAACUAAUUCAUGAUAGAAUAUGUGGAAGAAUUCCCUACAGAAUCCUGGGAGUUCAAGAAAGAGUUGGAAAUUUCCCCAAAAUUCUAUGUAUUCUUAAUAAGCAAGACAGCAAUUUUACAACCGUCUCUUCUGUCGGUGAAAGAACCUUCAAUGAGUUUGGUCCACCACCAAACUUUUCGUUUGUUGUGGGCCAGCUUGUUUUUUUUUACCUUUAAUUUGAAGUCAGUCCAAACCUUGAAAUAAAGAAUCAGUUUAUUAUAUUUAAAUAAAUUAUCAUUUUUUUUUUUGAAUUUGCCUUCUGCCAAUCUUUGACUGAGCGAGUCGGAGGUCCCAGGCUAUUGAGUUCGACGGACUCAAUAAUUUGCCAAGAGUACUAAGAGAACCCAAAUCGAUUGAGAAACGGCUGAGAUUUUUUUUACGAUACAUUUUGUCAAAAAUCUCUCAAAAAGUUACUCCCAAGUACAUUUGGAUCUCGGUAACCAAAUGUCCAAUCGAAAAAAAAAAUCAUGGACGUUCUACUAGAAUAUUGUAGCUUUGCUUUCCAUCGGUUGAUAGACGACAAAAAAUAUUAACAUACAUUUUCAAAAAUCUCUUGAAAAGUUACAAAAAAUACAACUUAUUACUCCCAAGAACUUCUUCUUCUUUUUCUUCUUUAUGGCUUGACGUUCGCGUUGGAACUAGGCCUGCCUCUCUUCAACUUAGUGUUCUUAAAGCACUUCCACAGUUUAUAAUUAAAGGGCUUUCUUUGCCUGCCAUUGCAUGAAUUUGUACAUUGUGUUGCAAGUACUCUAUGUCAAAAAUCUCUCAAAAACUUAAAUUGUAUAGUACUUGUAGGAACUCUUCGAAAGAUAUCUGUCGGCGUCGGUGGUGUAGUGGUAAGCGUGGUUGCCUCUCACCCCAGUCGGUCGGGGUUCAAUUCCCGUCGACGCCGAUGGGAUUUUCUGAGACAUAAAAUCCGUAAUCACGCCUUCCAUCGGAUAGGAAGUAAAGUAGUAGGUCCCGGCCCAUGUGUUGAUGGGUUCGAUAUGUAGGGUCCUCAGGUGUGGAGGCUGUCUCCCUGGGGGCGUCGAAAUUUAAGGCUUAGCUCCUAGACCCAGCCGACGUAAAACACAACUGGCUCCGAACGGUGAUAGUUGGCCAGAAAAAAGAAAAGAAUAUCUCGGUAACCAAAUGUCCAAUCGAAAUAAAACUCAAUAGCGCUCUACUAGGAUGUAGCUUUCAUUUUGUACUAAGACAACCCAAAUCGGUUGACAGACGACUUGACUUUUUUUUUACUCGGAUCGAAUGUCGGUUCUCCAAGUGGUUUUUACACCCUUCUUAGGGGCGUAAGAAAAGCAAAAGGAUUAACAAAACCAGGAGAGUUCCACGGAGCGGUUCAGGAAUGUAAAUUGGAGGAAUUAUAUGAAGGAUCUCUGGUGGAGCUGGAGAAGUCCUUCUAAAAUUUUCCGUAAUCGAUUCUAAAAGGGUUUUUUUUAUCUAAGAUUGUUUUUCUGAUAUAAGUAUUACCUUC
Aedes albopictus (Asian tiger mosquito) is the source of this 6757-nucleotide messenger RNA. RefSeq names its product putative nuclease HARBI1. The transcript is spliced from 4 exons. The record is from RefSeq and is a predicted model, not a curated record. Lineage: Eukaryota; Metazoa; Arthropoda; Insecta; Diptera; Culicidae. Bases 526 to 1623 code for a protein of 365 amino acids.